Molecule: messenger RNA, 3394 nt
Organism: Drosophila subobscura
Lineage: Eukaryota; Metazoa; Arthropoda; Insecta; Diptera; Drosophilidae
Product: UPF0565 protein C2orf69 homolog
Exons: 7
Coding region: 183-2222 (679 amino acids)
Cellular component (GO): mitochondrion
Source: RefSeq, a predicted model, not a curated record
CUGUCGGUAUGUUUGUUCGUUCAAUCCACGGUCACACUGUCACCUAAAGAAUAGCAAAAAAAAAUACGCGGGAAGUGCAGAUAAAUUGGCAUAAUUUUAACGCGUCUGUAUUAACAACAAUAAACAGCCUCACCAUUGAUCAAUUUCUGCAACUUCAAGAGCGGAUACGUAACUUCGAGGGCAUGCUUGGCGGCGGCAGCGGGGAGCGUUUAUGCACGCCAAGCACUUCGGCCGGUCCGUUCCGCAUCUUCUCCGUGGCCGGCUUCCAGAAUCGCGCCAAUGACAUUGUCUACUGUCCGCCCAUUGUGCGCCAGCAGUCGCAGCAUGUCGAGGACUCCACGGCCAUUGUGUACUUUGGCGGCGACGUGCAGGACUUUCCGGAGAGCAUGGAAACGAAUCGGGACAGUCGCGGCUACAUGAAGUACAAUCUCGAGAAUUCGGCCAUACUGUUGCGCGAGGCAUUCCCGCGCUCUCACAUUAUUGUCAUUCGGCCUGUUCGCAUGGAAUUCAAGACAUUUAGCUGCUUUGACAACUUUGUGCGUGGCAACAAUGCCGGAGUACCCGACCAUACGCCCAUGAACCAUGCGCUGCAACACUUGGAAAAACUGCUGCAGAAUCUGUCGCAACGUCUGAUCUCCAUACCAGAGAAUGAGAUACUCGAUCAGGCUGCCCAGGCGGCAGCCGCUGCUGCUGCUGUCCAGGCUGCAGCUGCAGCCGCUGCUCUGACACUGUCCAAUGCCACCACAGUGCCCUCGGACAGCAGCUCGCCCUUGGCGGCGGUCAACGACAACAGCCAGGACAUGGACAUUGACAUACUGCAGGUACAGGAAAAUGUCACAGUGGAUGCCGACGGGGAAGUCGUUUUCCCCAUGCUGCCCGAUGAGGCGGAUGAGGCGGCGGACCCCGCCACAAACAAUGGUGGAGGCAACAACGGCAGCAUUGGCAGCAACGAUGUUGCCCUGAACAACCAUCAGGAUUCGAACAGCCAGCAGCAGCAGCAGCAGGAGUCAUCGCCCAUCAAGAUAGCGGCGCCAGUGGCUCUUCCAGCCGCCAACAACGUGGAGCACUACAACAAUUUAAACAACAGCAACAGCAGCAGCAGCGAAUGUGCCACGGGGCAGGGGCAGGCGAGGCAGACAGCGACGCUGACGAACGAUGGCAAUCCGUUGUGGUGGCGGGAGAACCUCAAUCUGGACAAGUCCAAGCUGGUGCUCAUUGGCUUCAGCAAGGGCUGCGUCGUGCUCAAUCAAUUCAUCUACGAGUUUCACUAUCUGAAGACCCUCACACCCGAUGACAGCAGCAUGUGCCGACUGCUCUCACGCAUUACGGACAUGUACUGGCUGGACGGUGGCCAUGGGGGACAGAAGAACACAUGGAUCACGUCACGCAGUCUCCUAGAGACACUCACACGGAUGGGCAUGAACAUACACGUUCACCUCACACCGUACCAGGUGCAGGAUGACCGCAGACCAUGGAUACGCAAGGAGGAGAAACUCUUCACGGAGAUGCUGCGACGCUUGAGUGCGCCGAUAACGAGGCACUUGCACUACGACAACCAGCCGGCGAACCUAAUGACCCACUUCGAGGUGCUUCAGGCCUUCUGCCAGCACGUACAUGCCCUGAACCAGCAGCAACUGCAGCAGCAACAGCAACAACAGCAGCAGCAGCAGGGAGUCACCGAUCAGUCUGCGGUGGCCGUGGCAGCGGCGGCGGCAGCAGCAGCCGCAGCAGCAGCUGCAGUGUCAACGGUGGCGACCAACAAUGGCAGCAACAAUAUUCUGGAUGCCAGCGAGGAGGGGACAGCCGCUCUGAAGCGCAGGCAGGUGCAGCAGCUGCGACGGCACCACCAGCAGCUGCUCGCUGCCGAUCUCUCGCUGUCCUCCUCAUCGUCUCGCUUGGCGGCGGCACUGAUUUCAUCAGCGGUGGCGCUCAGUAAUGCCGCAUCGACUUCGUCGUCGUCUACGUCCGCUUCUGCAGCAGCAGCGAUCAAUGUAAAUAAUCAUCAACACAGCCACAGCCAUAUGCAACAACAGCUACUGCCGCCAGGACAACAAGAACAACUACAGCAGCAGCAACAGCAGACACACCCACACAGACAUCACCAUCAUCAUCAUCACCAUCAUAGCCACAGCCACAAUCAUAACCAUAACCAUAACCAUAACCAUCAUCAGUGUCGCUCGAAACGCAAACUACAAAAAUUGUAUUAUACGCUUUGCCGUUAGAUUCGUACAUCCCCUACAACCCUACAACCCUUAACAAUUAAUUAAUUAACUUUAUAUAUAUAUAUAUAUAUAUAUAGUAUAUAUGUAUACAUGUAUGAGAGAAUGUUUCUUAGAACAACCUAACCUUAAGUCGGUCAAAUCACAUCACAGCCCCACAAGCCACCACCCCACAUCUCAUUCAGCGCUCCCUCUACUUCUGCUACUUCUAGUACUCCUUUGCAUCUCUACGUACAUCAUCUGUCUAUAUAAGUUCCAAAGUCAUGUCGCGUAUCUCUAUGUUGUAUAUUUAUUUAUUUUACAUUUAUUUUUUUGUCAUGUUUCUCACACCAAACCUCAAGCAAAACUGAAGCGAAAAUCUCAUCAGUGCAAUACUAUACAUGCCCCAAAUCUUAUAUAUAUGUAUGUCUAUAUAUAUGUAUUGAAUUUUUUUAUCACUUUAUGUAUACAAACACUCCAAGCUAUUUAUUGAUAAUUGAGAAAGAUUUGUGAUUUGCGCACAUUAAUUAACUUCAUUCAGCUUAAAUCAUAAGUGUAGCAAUUUCAAGCAAUCUUCGUUUUAAGUGACCCCGGCCCCAGCCCCAACCCAGCCCCAGCCCCAGCCCCAGCCCCUACAAAAAGGAAUUUAUGUACUCCCCACUACACACCCAAAAAACAACAAGCAAAACCAUCUGAUUAAGUAUUACUUAGCGUUUAGUAAACAUAAAACUUAAGUUGCAACCAAGAUAAAGGAUCGAAGAAGUACUUUAUAAAUUGGUAGAACGAACCUCUCAGUAUGUAGUUUGAAAGAACAAUUGUGCGCGCGGCUAGCCCCAGAUUUGGAGCAAUAUAAAAUGAUCAAAAUUCAUAUGAUUAGAAAGAGCAAGCAAUCACAUAUAUUGAUAUUUCUAAAUGUAGUGUAUAUUUUUGGUUGUGCUGCUCCAAUGCGAAUAAAAAUGAAAACUUUUGUCAAGCCAUUGCCCAAGCCUAAACCACAUGCAAAUGUGCAUAAAUUGUAUUGCCAGAGACAAGAGCUGACCCAAUAAGCUUGUGGCUCACAGGCUCACAAAUUAUAUAGAGUGCAUAGAGAGACACUUUCCCCCCUCAGAACAACAUACACAACACAUAAUUUCGUACCUUGGUAGAAUUUGCAGUUCAAAAUUGCUUUAGAGUUUGUCAGUGUAAAUUGUACGGCU